Colossoma macropomum (tambaqui) is the source of this 369-nucleotide messenger RNA. RefSeq names its product histone H4. The coding region runs from base 4 to 315 and encodes 103 amino acids. NCBI's taxonomy places the organism in Eukaryota, Metazoa, Chordata, Actinopteri, Characiformes, Serrasalmidae. Gene Ontology annotation, molecular function: structural constituent of chromatin; protein heterodimerization activity; DNA binding. Gene Ontology annotation, cellular component: nucleosome. Gene Ontology annotation, biological process: nucleosome assembly. The record is from RefSeq and is a predicted model, not a curated record. The transcript has a single exon.
AGAAUGUCCGGUAGAGGAAAGGGCGGUAAGGGUCUGGGUAAAGGAGGCGCUAAGCGUCACCGCAAAGUGCUCCGCGAUAAUAUCCAGGGCAUCACCAAACCGGCUAUCCGCCGUCUGGCUCGCCGUGGCGGCGUCAAGCGUAUCUCGGGUCUGAUCUACGAGGAGACGCGCGGCGUGCUCAAGGUGUUCCUGGAGAACGUGAUCAGGGACGCUGUCACCUACACCGAGCACGCCAAGAGGAAGACCGUCACCGCCAUGGAUGUGGUUUACGCCCUGAAGCGUCAGGGACGAACCCUGUACGGCUUCGGAGGUUAAACGCUCGACUCGAACAACGAUAAACACAACGGCUCUUUUAAGAGCCCCCCCACA